AUGGCUGGCAUUGUUAUUUUGAUUUUACUUAUUAGUGAACUAUUUAUAUUUUCCGUACAAGAAAAGUGGACCACAAAUGGAAAGAGAAUACAGUAUUUCAGCACAGAACGACCUGGUAUAAUAUUCUUCGACAGUGAGUACGUACGCUACGUAAAUAUCACAUCGCAACGCUACAGCCGCAAGGAUCCAUUUUACUAUGUCAAUAUACACCUUGAUACUAUCGUACCUAUUGGAAAUAAUUUUAUGUUGCACUUCUAUUUUUACGAGUUCCUCACCAACCAAUACAAACGUGGCUUCAUUGAGAUGCACAAGCCAUUUUGUGACCUAAUACACAAGGAUACGUUCUUCGGAGCAGCAAUGAAAAAAUAUUUUCCGCCAAGCUGCCCUGUACCCAAGGGGUCCUACCACAUGUACAAUAUGACGAUCCCUAUAGAACAAGUGCCGAAGGGUUUUCCAUUCACUAAGGGGCGAAUCUACUGUAACGUUACAGAGAACGGUACGAAUAAGAUUGUAUUGUCCGGAUAUAUUGACAUGGAAUUGAAAUACGCAAGAAUAUAA
Molecule: messenger RNA, 558 nt
Organism: Achroia grisella
Lineage: Eukaryota; Metazoa; Arthropoda; Insecta; Lepidoptera; Pyralidae
Exons: 4
Coding region: 1-558 (185 amino acids)
Source: RefSeq, a predicted model, not a curated record